CCCUCUCCCCGAUGCAGGGGGCCGAGCUCCGGGAUGGUGAGGCGGCGGCGGCGGCCGCUUCGUACCGCGUCCUGAGCCGCCUGCUCGGCUAUGGAGAGGCGGCCCCCGAGCCAGGCCCGCCGCCGCCGCCUCCGGGCCAUGGCCCCGCGCCGCCACCCUUCCUCGCGCGGCCGGGCCCGCGGGGCUCCCGGCCGCCUCAGCUGAUGGUGUUCCGCAACGUGGGUCGGCCGCCGGAGGAGGAGGACACGGAGGCGGCCCGGGAGCCGGGACCCUCGGAACUGCUGUGUCCUCGGCACCGCUGUGCCCUGGACCCCAAGGCCCUGCCGCCGGGGUUGGCGCUCGAGCGGUCCUGGGGCCCGGCGGCUGGACUAGAGGCGCAGUUGGCGGCUCUGGGGCUCGGGCAGCCUGCGGGGCCCGGGGUCAAGACGGUCGGCGGGGGUUGCUGCCCGUGCCCGUGCCCCCCGCAGCCGCCCCCUCCGCAGCCCCAGCCGCCUGCUGCCGCCCCGCAGGCCGGGGAGGACCCCACGGAAACGAGCGACGCGCUGCUGGUCCUGGAAGGCUUGGAGUCGGAGGCCGAGAGCCUGGAGACUAACAGCUGCUCGGAAGAGGAGCUCAGCAGCCCGGGCCGCGGAGGAGGAGGGGGCGGCCGGCUUCUUCUGCAGCCCCCGGGCCCUGAGUUACCCCCGGUGCCCUUCCUGGUGCAGGACUUGGUCCCUCCAGGGCGCUUGAGUAGAGGGGAGCAGCAGCAACCUCCCCCACCCCCGCCUCCUCCUGGGCCCCUCCGGCCGCUCGCGGGCCCUUCUCGGAAGAGCUCCCUCAAAGUCCGCCUCAGUCGCCUCUUCCGCACGAAGAGCUGCAACGGUGGCUCCGGCGGUGGGGAUGGGGCCGGCAAGAGGCCUUCCGGAGAGUUGGGUGCUUCAGCUGCGAGCCUGACAGACGUGGGAGGCUUUGCGGGCCGGGAGCUGGACGCGGGGAGGAAACCCAGGUUGACAAGAACUCAAAGUGCCUUUUCUCCAGUCUCCUUCAGCCCCCUGUUCACAGGUGAAACAGUGUCACUUGUGGACGUGGACAUCUCUCAGCGGGGCCUGACCUCUCCACACCCUCCAACUCCCCCUCCUCCUCCAAGAAGAAGCCUCAGCCUCCUAGAUGAUAUCAGUGGGACGCUGCCUACAUCUGUCCUUGUGGCUCCGAUGGGGUCUUCCCUGCAGUCUUUCCCCCUACCUCCGCCUCCUCCACCUCAUGCCCCAGAUGCGUUUCCCCGGAUCGCUCCCCUCCGAGCAGCCGAAUCCCUGCACAGCCAACCCCCGCCACCCCUCCAGUGUCCCCUCUACCGGCCCGACUCAAGCAGCUUUGCAGCCAGCCUUCGAGAGCUGGAGAAGUGUGGUUGGUAUUGGGGGCCGAUGAAUUGGGAAGAUGCAGAGAUGAAGCUGAAAGGCAAGCCCGAUGGUUCUUUCCUGGUACGAGACAGCUCUGAUCCUCGUUAUAUCCUGAGCCUCAGUUUCCGAUCACAGGGUAUCACCCAUCACACCAGAAUGGAGCACUACAGAGGAACCUUCAGCCUGUGGUGUCAUCCCAAGUUUGAGGAUCGCUGUCAAUCAGUGGUGGAGUUCAUUAAGAGAGCCAUCAUGCACUCCAAGAAUGGGAAGUUUCUCUAUUUCUUGAGAUCCAGGGUUCCAGGCAUUUGGUUGCCAAGCUCCAGUUUCGAAGAACCAAAUGAAGCUACCAUGAAAACGGGAGUGAAGGAAACAAGAGGAGUAGGAAGGGUUGGGAUCCUCUGUGCAAAGACUUCGGUUCCCCUCGCCGCCCUGGGGCUUGGAUGAAGCCCACGACCAGACUCUCUGAGUGGGGCUCCACCUUGUCACAUCCAGCCCUGUGCUACUGGAGCUGGAUGAACUCCUUGGAAAACUGGAAGAAGUCUCAACACUGUUCCUUUUUCAGAAGUUUUGUUCUGGAUAUUUGCAUUUCUCAGUAUGGAAAACUCACCCUAAAGGCAGCUGGGGUCUGUGUGCAUUGGAUUGGAAGUGGUGCCAAGGGUGAGCAGAUCCAAAGGAGAGGAGGGGAGGAGAGGGGGUUGCCAGUGAGGGUCAUUCAGGUGGCGCCAAAGGCAGAAUUCGAGUCUCCACCAUUGACCUUGAGGAAGGGAAAAGAAGGAGUCAGAAGUGCAAAUCAAGUCGGGAGGUUCUGAGGGCCGAGAAUCUGCUUCUCUGUAGGCGUAGGGUGGCUUCAGCAGGAGCAGGGAGGAGAGGAGGGUGGCUAGUCUCGAAUAGAUGGUGACUGGACAGAACUGGCACAUAGCUCUGCCGGGGGAAGCAGUGACUCCUCGCAUGCUUUGCUUUUAAGGUUUAGGAACCUGAUUUCAGAAUCACCUCUCAAAGCAGCUGUGUUCGUUUUGUUUUACUGAAUUCCUAAGUUCUGUGACCUCAAGUUCGCCCUGUUCUUCCUCUGCCCUCAACCCAUUCCCUCGAGAUAACUGUACCUUUCACUCUGGUCAUGGUAGCAUCAUUCCUAUUGCUUCCGCCGGCUGUCGAGGCAAUAGUUUUUCUCAUCACCGGAACAGUUCAGAGCUCCAAUCCCGGCUGCUGAAGUUAAUGGAGCGUGCUUCCAGAUUCUUAAUGGCAAACCAUACCCAUGACUUAGUCAGUGUUCCUUACCUCCACAUGUCUGUCAGCUAGUGAGAGGGAAUGUGGAGGAAGGUGAGAAACGAAGCUAUUGUGCUCUUCCUAGAGAAAGCUCCCUGGUAUCUCAGCCUUAAUGGCCCAUCUGAGAUCAAUGAGGAGGGAGGAGAGCAUUACAGCUCAUGUUCUUAGGUUUGUUGGAGCAGGAGGUAGCAAGGGCUUCUUUAUUUUCCUGAGUUCUUUCUGGCGACCCAAACGUUUUCCUGAGUUAGAUCCUGUUUGCCCUCCUUCCACUGGGAAGUCUGUCAGAUACUGAUUUGAGAGUUGCCUGUUUUCCAGAUGGAAGUGGAGGAAGAGGGAGAAAAACUCCAGUGCUUUUCUGAACUUGGCCAUUGUCAAAUCAUAUAACAUUGUGAGUUUGCUUUUCUGUAGAGUUACUCUGAGGAGAGGUUUGCUAUUAAGAUGUGAAAAUUGAGCUGUUUGAUCUUUAUUACUCUUUUGCAGUAAGUAUUUCAACAGACUUCCUCUUUUGGUUCCCCUGUGCUUAUAUCUGCCUCAUCGCAUGAGAUAAAUAAUAUUGUCAGGUUUGUGGUUUCCUGAUCAUUUGGGGUGAGGCCCCAGUGUCUUGUAAUUUAUAGGACUGCCUCAUCUGGGAGCACUGGCCUUCUGCCUUACGUCCUGCAUGGAAUGACCAUUCUUCCUCCUUAUAGCUGAAUAGGGAGGAAACUUGCAUUGUUACCUGGCUGUGAAGAGGUGGCCCACAAAAUGAGCUUUGUAGCAUAAACACGGCCCACCCACCUUUGAUUUGUCGUGUAGUACCUCUUCUCUCUCUGGCUGCCGUGGUAGUAUCACCAGCCAGUUAAGGUUGUGAUCCCGGGAAUUGGCUUAACCUACGGGUCUUGCCUCUUGAAGGUACAAAUUAACUUGCCAUCUUGCAGACAGUGCCACCCAGCUGUAAAGCCUGCUGUCUGGAAUCCACUGAGAUCCUCGAGUGGCUGUUGUGCGGCUACGUGGGGUCUCUCUUUUUUUUUUUUUUUUAACUACUUUUUAGUGUUCAUUUGCCUGAUUCUGGGCUAGCUACUGUGGAAAACACAGGAGGCAGGAGACAUAUUCUCUGGCCUAAGGGAGCUUUUAGGUGGCUGCCAGACGUGAAGCAUUUGGAGAAUGACUCAGCAUGGCAGAGAGAAUCAAGGGCUGUCUUUAAAGAAAUUCAGAGUGGGUAAGAUCAGUGUAGAUCAGAUGGUCUAGGAAAGCUCUGGUGCUGUGAGACUUUGGUUUUUAGGUGAGGGCAGGGCAGUGAGAUGAGAAACACAAGAACAGGAGCACAGAAGCAGAAAUCUGCAGGGUGUGUACGGAACAGUGCACAGUCCCAAGGUAGAGCAGUGGCAUCAAAGAAUCCUUUUUCUGUGCUGUGGUCUAGACCGAAACUUCCUAGUCAUCAGGCAGGUCUGAAUGCUGAGGGGUUAUGAUGGCGAGGUGGAGCCCAAAGCCAGAAGUCAGCCAGGUUCUUGCCUGUGGUCAAGGACCUCACUGCUCUCAGCACAGCCUGGGUGAGGAAGGCAGAGCCCCUGGACCCCUUGUGGUACCAGGGGUUUCCAGUGGAGAAUCCAUACUCUCAGGUACAAAACCAAACCAGCUGAGGAGGCGUGACCCACCCUCACCACCAUCCUUUCUGCUCCCGGGAAGGGUAGUGUUUACUGUGUCCGUGAUCUGUCUGUGCAUUAGUCACGGCCCAGGCCGUAGCCUGGUCCUUCCUUAGUAGAGUGGGCUAUAAGACAGAGUUGUGCAGGAGGAAACAGGCUUCAUCAGGAGGUGAGGAGGAAGGGCACCAGCCUGGUCAGAGUAAACAGGGAGGGACAGGGGCAGCUGGCCUUCAUCAGCAGCUCCCCUUCACCUCUCCUGCCUGCGGCCCCUGCCCCCCUGCCGAUUCUGUGUAGUGCUAAUUGAAAUGCAGUCUGCAGAGGGAACUCUGCUUUUUGGUCAUAGUAUUUUCAAGUCACAAACUGGAAAAGGUUCUCACUUCUAGGGACCCGUCAUUGGUUUCUAAGUUGUGGAUGGGUGAUGUCAAUACCCUCAGGCCCUGCCUGUGUAACCCUCGCUUGUUUAUGACUGGUCUACUGUAACCUUCCUCAGGACAGGCGUGAACCACUGUGAGUUAGUGACAGCUACUGCUACAACUUGCUAUUACUUGAAAUUCGUGUGCUGCGGUUGCAGGGCGCAAGGCGGUGGGGGCUCUGCUGCGGGGACUAGAUAAAUGGCUGACAAACUAGGAGUUUGGGACAGUUGGCGAUGACCUUGGCCUGGUUGCCUGCCUGUGCCUGGGUGCAGUGAGUGUGACACCCUGGAAGGCCAGCCCUGGGCGGCAGCACCCAGGUUCCUGAGGGGGGAGGUGUGGUGGGGAGCUUGCUGCCAUGGUUUCUCCUCCUCCUUUCCUACCUGUCACCGGAGCUGAUUACACAGUCCCCUUAUUAAGGCUGGGAGAGAUGUGGAGAUAGCGGCAACCCCCGCUACAGUGCACAUCCAGGAAGCGCUGGCAAGUGACAGGGUGGUUAGUGUUCUCAGAUCCGGGGUGAGAGACUGGAGUAAAGCCGGAUGCCCUGGGUGCCAGCCUUUUCAGCCCUCACCCCGGGCCCUGGAAGACUGGAAGAGCACAGCCUGCUUGAAGCCCUUGGCCCUGGCAGGAAAUGGGGUUAGGAGAAACUUGUCCUCUAGGUUAGAUUCCCCCCUGACCUCCUGCCUCUCCCUUGGCUUUGAGCCCUGAAGUUGGAGGCCUAGGCAUUGGCAUAUAUAGCUCUGUGGCUGCUGGAAGGAGGUCUGAAAGUCAGUGUGUGUGUGUGUGUGUGUGUGUGUGUGUGUGUGUUCAUUUGCAGAAGUUUUGCCACCAGUGGGGGUGUUGAGAGCAUCUCCACUGGGGGGAGACCUGCCAUAUGUUGUCCACUUUUAAGAGAAUGACGUGCCCCCUGUCCCUAAGGGAGGAGCUUUUGAGUUAGACAUUUUCCCUAUGGGAAUCCUCUUGGUUUGGUUCAUGGGAAAGGGGGAAAUGGAUAAAUGAUUUUUAUCUCUAAUUGUCAACACAGCUGUUCUUACACUGAAUUUGUGCUAUUGCAUACAUGUAGCCAUCUUUCUUUUCACUGCAGCAGUGUUUAUCAGUAGUUCAAAAUGAUUUAUUUGCUCCUGGGGAGUAAAACCUUUUUUAUUAAAAAAGAAAAAAAAAAAAAAGAAAGAAAGAAAAUCGUGACCCCCUCCCCCCAUGAUAGCUAUAGGAUUAUUGGGCCACAAAGCUCAAGAAAGCAAAGUCAAGUCUGCCAGUCCCCGUGAUCUAUCCUCUUUUGACAUUGGAGUCUUCAUGCUCAGCACAAAAAUGACAGGAGGCCUUGAAAAGAUAGCGAAGCCUUGGGAGGUGUGAGAUGGGGGUUGGAGCAUAGAGACAGAGGCACUGGGGACUCAGAUGCUGCAGAUAUAAAAAUAGAGUAAGGAAUUGUAUUUAAAUCAUUGAUUUCUCUAAUCUGCCAGGGAAAGACCUUUCUUUACAUACAGAUUCCAUAUUGUCUUUGUCCUUUUCAUGCUUCUUGACCUUCCUGGUAGGUGCCCCCAGUUUCUUCCUGUUUCCCAUCCUGUCCUCUCUGCCCCUUCCCUCAUUCCUUUCCACUUGCAUCCACCUCCCAGGAAGCCAGUCUUGCAUGCUGAGUCUGUGACAUGCCUUCACGCCCAUUUCAUCUCCUUAGAGGGUACCUGGAAUUGCUCCCUCCCCCUCCCACUCCCUCUUCCAAAAUGCUGAGAGGGGCAGGCAAAAGGCAGCCAGUCAUGGCAGCGGAAGACCUGAAUGUCUGCUCGCAGCUGGACUGCGAUCUAGUUGCUCCUGGAGAUGGAGUGUAAGGUGAACUUACGACACUCUUGAUCAGAACCCAGGAGAUCAAAAACCCGCACAGCCCCGCUCCGAGCUUCGUCCUAAGCCCCCUACCCAGCUCAGGUGGAGCAGGAAGGCUGGUCUGACUACUCCAUCUCUGGUGCUCGCUUGAACAGGGACCUGCCCCUCACUGUUAGGCCCAGAACCUUUUCCAAGAAGCAUAAUCCAGGCACCGCUCCGUGGGCAGGCUGCUUGUUGGAAGGCCCAAACUGGUGCUGCCCGUGCCACAGCCACUGCUGUACAGUUUUUGGUGGUUUUUAAGAAACUCAGUGAAGAGGGGUGUCGUUCUGGGCUCGGGGUGGUUGCCAGUCCUUCGCCGGAAGGGGGACCACAUCGCCCCUGCAACCACUUCCGUCCUCUUCAGCCGCGCCACCCUCCUCCCAGCCAAAGCGUGGCCUGGCUUUUGUCUUCCCAUUUAGUUUUUCUCCUUUCCUCUACCUUUUUGUGCUUAAUUUAUUAAAAUAGUUGCUGUAUAAUUUAUUUUCAUAAACUAUAAAAAAUUACUAAAUGGUUAAAAUAGACUUGCAGGCCAAUCUUAAAUGGGGUGGGAGGGUCUGAGGGUGGGUUGGGGAAAGGGAAAGAUGUUUUGAUAUAAACAAAACAAAUGCACUUUGGGUGUGUUUUGGUAUUUUUCUGGGGAUAGAUGGGAGGGUGUUGGGAUGUCCCUGUAGAUUAGUUCCAGAAUGGGGUGUCUGUAUAUACUGUAUUCAUAGGCAUGUUUGACUCUUGUAAAGGGACAUUAGUAGCUGCUGCAGGUCCUGUUUGGAAACCCCAUGUAUAAUUCCCGGUUUUUUGUAAGUGUCAGUGCGGGAGACAUUUGACUCUUGUGUUUGUAUCUCCUUUUUAUGAUUGCUGUACUGACCAAUGUCUUUUUGCGGAAGGGGUGAAAAGAGAUUUGAAAUAAAAAUGUUUAGAAAUUC
This is a messenger RNA of Lagenorhynchus albirostris (white-beaked dolphin), 7442 nucleotides long. It is a transcript of the gene SOCS7, whose product is annotated as suppressor of cytokine signaling 7. The transcript is spliced from 8 exons. Gene Ontology annotation, molecular function: 1-phosphatidylinositol-3-kinase regulator activity. Gene Ontology annotation, cellular component: phosphatidylinositol 3-kinase complex. Lineage: Eukaryota; Metazoa; Chordata; Mammalia; Artiodactyla; Delphinidae. Bases 12 to 1820 code for a protein of 602 amino acids. The record is from RefSeq and is a predicted model, not a curated record. Gene Ontology annotation, biological process: intracellular signal transduction; phosphatidylinositol phosphate biosynthetic process.